Amphibalanus amphitrite is the source of this 2933-nucleotide messenger RNA. RefSeq names its product coiled-coil domain-containing protein 149-like. NCBI's taxonomy places the organism in Eukaryota, Metazoa, Arthropoda, Thecostraca, Balanomorpha, Balanidae. The coding region runs from base 184 to 1959 and encodes 591 amino acids. The record is from RefSeq and is a predicted model, not a curated record. The transcript has 10 exons.
UACACUGUCAGUGUGUCGUGGCGUCUGGUGGCGUCCCCACGUCCCUAAUACACGGCCUUGGUGGCGUCUAUCAAUUUUGCUUCGUAAUUUGGUGCUAUUUCACCAUAUGUUCUCGUUUGCUUGUUUAUGAAAGCCUGCCCUGGGAUUGUUCAUUAAUUGCAUAAGUUGGUCGUUUUGAAAGCAAUGCUGAACAACUCAAGACGUGGAGCACAAGUUAAAGGAAACAGACAAGCCGAUGUCUUGAAUGACACCAGCCUUCUUUUGGACUCGCUUCGAAAUGAGGUCAGCAUCCUGUCCCGGAAGCUGGGCAGUAAGACGGAGGCUCUGGCUAUCAUGGCCAAGGAGCUGGAGCAGUGCCGACAGGACCGAGACCAGUUCCGUGCGCUGCUGGAGCAGCUCCGUGGCAGUCACAAGGCGGCGGCGGGCAGCAGCUGGAGCGCGGUGGCCACCGACGCCGGCCUGCGCCACCAGCUGGCCCUCUCCCGGCAGCAGUGCGCCGAGCUGCAGCACACCGUCACCGAGCUCACCGUCAAAAUGGAGGAGGUCUGCGGAGACAUGAUGGUGCUGCGCCGUGACGCGGUGCGCCGCCGGUGUCCGGUGCGCGCCGACUCUGCAGAGUCCUCAGCGGAGAGCACCGAGGACAUGGUCCACAAGAUGGAGCAGCUCCAGGACCAGUGUGACCAGCUGCGCCGUGACCUGGAGCUGACGUUGGACGAAAAGGAGGAGCUGGUCACCCAGCGGGACGCGUACAAGGGCAAGACGCACCGGCUGAACCACCAGCUGCAGGUGGCGCUGCGCGCGCCGGCCGACAGCGCCCUCGACGUCGACUCGCUGGUCACAGAGAACAGGUACCUCCGGGAGCAGCUGUCGACGUCUCAGGACGAGCUGGAGCGGCUACAGAGGGUCUGCUCAAAGUACAAGUCGCUGCUCGAGGCUCGUAAGAAGAAGGGCAUUCUGCGUCCCGGCUCCUCCGACUCCUCGGCUCUCAUUGUCACGAAGCGCCAGGUGGCCGAGAUGCUGCGCUCGCAGGGCGACGGCCAGCUGUUGGACACGCCGGCCACGCUGUCGGACCUGCGCUCGCUGUGCGCCGCGCUGCUGGAGCAGCUGCAGGACAAGUGCACGGCGCUCACCCACCAGAGGAAGGCCAACAGGCUGCUGGCCGAGCAGUGUGCGGCGCUGAGGCAGCAGGCAGCCCGACACGGGCUCUCCAUCCAACCGUCAGCGGAUCUCAUGGCAGGAUACUCUGCUACACACAUAGACCGAGAGAGUGAACAGCUGCUGGCCGAUGAUGACCCGGAGGUCGCUCCCAACGGCGCGGACAGCGCCGCCAAUCCCCGGGCCGACGGCAGCGCUCCGCCAUCCCCGGCUCGGGCUGGAGCGGCCGCUGCUCCUCCGGCCACCAACGGCGCAGAGCGGCACAGUCCGCCGGACCGGCCGACCCAUCAGCCGCCGCACCAGUCUAGUCCGGGCCAGAGCGGCGACCGGCCGACCCGCCAGCCGCCGCACCAGAGUCCGGGCCAGAGCGGCGGCCGGUCCGCGGGCCCGGCGACCCCGGCACGCUCCCCGGGCCGGCCCCAGCGGCGGCCGCAGUACGAGGACGAUGAGGACGAGGAGAUCCUCUCCAUCCAGGAGCUGGACCGCUACGUGCGCUGUCUGCGGCGGCCGGCGCCGGCUGGUCCGGAGCGGGACGGCGGGGCGGCGGACUGCGCGCCCGCCAGCCCGGCGCGGUCCCAGGCGGACAGUGAGCCGGGCAGCCCGCGCGCACCGCCCGCUCCGGGCCAGGGCAGCCCGCGGCGGCCCGCGGCACAGCCGGCCGUCCAGGUGGUGGGCAGUCCGGUCCGCUCGGAGUCGCAGACGGCGCCGCCCGGCGAUACGGACUCCGGCGAGCUGCCCGCAGAACUGGAGCGGCUCUACAGACAGGCGCUGGACCAGCUGCGGGCCGGCGACCAGGCCACGUGACCGGCCGCCUGAUCCGGGCAGCGGACCACGUGACUGGUGUCCUGCACCGGCGACUAAAUGACAACACCGGCCCCGUGACUCGUCAACCAGACCACAUGACCUAACACCUGCAUUGGCGACCAGAUCACGUGACCGGUUGCCUGACCUGGUGAGGGGAGAACGUGGUCGGCUACCUGACUGUGACCACCGGCCGCCAAAUCCGGCGACUAGAUCACGUGACCGGCCGCCUUACCCGGUGUGUGAUUGACGUGACGGGAGCCGUCGUGCCUGUCCUGCAGGACGGGCCAGUGGCCCGGUCGAGCUGACAGAUCAGGCCCGCUGACAACCCGUGAACCAGCGGCUGGUCGUUUAGUGAGCCAAGAUCGCUGACCGUGGCACGCUGAUUGAGCUAUGACAGGUGGCGCAGUCAGUAUUCGUGGUACGGCGACCGAUCUGGGCGGGCGUUAUCGCUGGCGAAGUGGCUGCCUGUCGGGACUUCUGCAGUGCCAUAACCUUGUCAUGGCCGUAUCACGGCCGUGGCACUCGUGCCGUGACCGUGGUAUGUCACCGACUUGUCAGGAUAGACGAAACAUGCGUACUUUGGGAGUGAUACAGGAAACUUACGCAUUCCUUAAGGGUCUCCUUUCACGGUGAUCGCUUAUUAGGUGUAUUUAAAGCCCCAUGCUUAUUUAUUUACUUCGUUGUCUAGUCAUGUUCUGUGAUAGUUUUCUCUUCAGCGUUGUUUUCGUGUAUGAAUUUGAAUAUAUGAACCAUUCCUUUAUUAUCUACCAGCAUGAAAAAUGCCUGUUUGAAAGCUAAGUUAAACUAUCGGGAUUGAUUCGUCAAUUUCUGUUGUAAUCCAGUUUUGGCAUCACUGACCUCAAUGUAUCAACUGUGAACUGGCAGCUUUGACAAUUGACCUAUGUGCAUACCUACGUUACAGUGUUAGGCAGUUAUGCUACUUGUCAGUGUGUUAUACAUGCUUGCCAAAUCAA